This is a messenger RNA of Talaromyces proteolyticus, 2013 nucleotides long. Its product is annotated as putative cell cycle control protein. The transcript is spliced from 2 exons. Gene Ontology annotation, biological process: spliceosomal complex assembly; mRNA splicing, via spliceosome. Bases 1 to 2013 code for a protein of 670 amino acids. The record is from RefSeq and is a predicted model, not a curated record. Lineage: Eukaryota; Fungi; Ascomycota; Eurotiomycetes; Eurotiales; Trichocomaceae. Gene Ontology annotation, molecular function: protein binding. Gene Ontology annotation, cellular component: precatalytic spliceosome; post-mRNA release spliceosomal complex; U2-type catalytic step 2 spliceosome.
AUGGAGGCCUCACGAGGACCCCCGAGGGUCAAGAACAAGGCCGCUGCGCCUGUGCAAAUCUCUGCAGAGCAGCUGCUUCGCGAAGCAGUCGACAGACAAGAGACUGCACUUCAAGCGCCAACCCAGCGCUUCGCUGACUUGGAAGAACUACAUGAAUACCAGGGACGUAAGCGAAAGGAAUUUGAAGACUAUGUGCGGCGCAACCGGAUUAAUAUGAACAACUGGAUGCGCUAUGCGCAAUGGGAGUUGGAACAAAAAGAGUUCCGCAGAGCGCGCUCCAUUUUCGAACGGGCGUUGGAUGUGGAUUCGACUUCGGUGGUCUUAUGGAUUCGAUACAUCGAGGCAGAGAUGAAAAGUAGAAACAUCAAUCACUCUCGAAACUUGCUUGAUCGGGCUGUGACGAUUUUACCACGAGUAGAUAAACUGUGGUAUAAGUACGUCUAUAUGGAGGAGACAUUGGGCAACAUUCCUGGUACACGCCAGGUGUUUGAGCGUUGGAUGUCGUGGGAGCCUGAUGAGGGCGCGUGGAGCGCGUAUAUCAAACUCGAGAAACGAUAUAACGAAUUCGACCGUGCCAGGGCCAUCUUCCAACGCUUCACAAUUGUCCACCCGGAGCCACGAAACUGGAUCAAGUGGGCCCGGUUCGAGGAGGAGUUUGGAACAAGUGAUCUGGUACGAGAAGUCUAUGGACUUGCGAUUGAAACCCUGGGGGACGACUUCAUGGAUGAGAAGAUUUUCAUUACGUACGCCAAGUAUGAAGCAAAGCUCAAAGAAUAUGAACGGGCUCGUGCGAUUUACAAAUUUGCCCUUGAUCGACUACCUCGUUCUAAAUCGGUGACCUUACACCAGGCUUACACGACAUUUGAGAAACAAUUCGGUGAUCGGGAGGGAGUUGAAGAUGUUAUCCUUGCCAAACGCCGAGUUCAAUACGAAGAGCAGGUCAAGGAAAACCCUCGGAAUUACGAUGUGUGGUUUGACUUUGCCCGACUUGAAGAGACAUCCGGUGAUGCAGAGCGCAUUCGCGAUGUCUAUGAGCGAGCUAUUGCCCAGAUACCACCUUCACAAGAGAAACGCCAUUGGCGAAGAUACAUCUACCUCUGGAUCUUUUACGCAUUAUGGGAAGAGAUGGAAGCGAAGGACGUUGAACGAGCGCGACAGAUCUACCAGGAAUGUCUCAAACUCAUUCCACACAAGAAAUUUACUUUCUCUAAAAUUUGGCUCAUGAAAGCCCAAUUUGAAAUUCGACAGAUGGAAUUACAAGCCGCGCGGAAAACCUUGGGUCAAGCGAUCGGCAUGUGCCCAAAGGACAAAUUGUUCAGAGGGUAUAUCGAUUUGGAACGACAGCUUUUUGAGUUCAACCGGUGCCGUACACUCUACGAGAAGCACAUCGAGUGGAACCCAGCAAAUAGCCAGGCGUGGAUUAAGUUUGCCGAAUUAGAGCGUGGCCUGGAGGAUUUGGAACGUGCUCGGGCGAUCUUCGAAUUGGGUAUUGAUCAAGCGUUACUGGAUAUGCCGGAACUUGUGUGGAAAGCAUAUAUCGAUUUCGAGGAGUACGAAGGAGAGUAUGACCGCACUCGAGAAUUGUAUGAACGGUUACUUCAGAAAACGGAUCACGUUAAAGUCUGGAUCAACUAUGCUCGUUUUGAGAUUAAUAUUCCGGAAGGCGAAGAGGAAGAGGAGGAGGAUGAGGAACGACCGGUUAGCGAAGAAGCAAAGAGGCGGGCGCGCAAGAUCUUUGAGCGGGCCAACAAGGUUAUGAAGGAGAAGGAUCUGAAGGAGGAGCGUGUGGAUUUGUUGAAUGCAUGGAAGGCAUUCGAAGAGACACACGGAUCUGCAGAGGACCUUGCGGCCAUUGAAAAACAGAUGCCUCGCCGAGUCAAGAAGCGUCGCAAGUUGGACGAUGACCGCUACGAAGAGUACAUGGAUUAUGUCUUCCCUGCGGACGAUGCCUCGGCAGCAAAUUUGUCCCGACUUUUGCAACGCGCACACGCAUGGAAACAACAGCAAGGGUAG